AUGUUGAAAACAUCUGAAAAACUGUGUUUUAAGACAAAUCAACGUACAGGUGUUGAUGAAAAUUCACACUCGCUACAACACCCUUCUUCUCAAGAACAGUGCGUAUCUCUCACCAGAUUUAUUAUAGACUAUGAAACACUCAAACGUUCAAUGUGUCUUAAAGAGCUUUCUGAUAAAUGUAAUUUACUACAACACAUGAGAACUCAUAUUGGAGAAAAACUAUAUCAGUGUUUAGUGUGUCUGAAAAAUUUUUCUAAAAAAAAAACUUUAAAAAGGCACUUGAUCAUUCAUACUGGAGAGAAACCAUAUCAGUGUUCACAAUGUCCAAAAGACUUUUCGCAAAGGUCUGACCUAGUACGUCACAUGAGAACCCAUACAGGAGAGAAACCAUAUAAGUGUUCAGAAUGUAUGAAUACCUUUUCUCAUAGAUCAACAUUAGUAAAUCACAAGAGAACUCAUACUGGAGAGAAACCGUUCCAGUGUUCAGUGUGCCUGAAAGACUUUGCAAGAAAACCUUAUUUAGUACAUCACAUUAGAGCUCAUACAGGAGAGAAACCAUAUCAGUGUUCACAAUGUCCAAAAGACUUUUCACGAAGGUCUGACUUGGUAUGUCACAUGAGAACUCAUACCGGAGAGAAACCAUAUCAGUGUUCACAAUGUCCAAAAGACUUUUCACAAAGGUCUGACCUAGUACGUCACAUGAGAACUCAUACCGGAGAAAAACCAUAUAAGUGUUCAGAAUGUAUGAAUGCCUUUUCUCAUAGAUCAACAUUAGUAAAUCACAUGAGAACUCAUACUGGAGAGAAACCAUAUCAGUGCUCAAUGUGCCUGAAAAACUUUUCUCGAAAGUCUGGUUUAGUAAGUCAUAUGAGAACUCAUACUAGAGAGAAACCAUAUCAGUGUUCACAAUGUCCAAAAGACUUUUCACGAAGGUCUGACUUAAGGUCAUACAGCGCCGAGGGAGUAAAAAAUGCUCAGCUGAAAGGAAAGAAUACCUCCAGUUCCUUGGAUGCAGGGAAACUCUACGAGCAGACGCCUCCACCUGGAUUUUCAAUGUUGAAUAUGGAGACGCUGGAGAGUGGAAGUGGGCCAUCAGAAGCGGGGAUAUAUGAGCUUCCAUCGAUGAUCCAAGUGGAAGUGGCCAGAGAUUCUCUACCGGCCAGUGGUGAGGUAAAACUUGAGGCCAACUUGUCCUCUGCCUGGCCAGGUGUCUGCGUAAAAUCCCAUGCUGGCACACCUGUGCCAUCCUCACCACAACUGAAGCAUUUACCCUGCCAACAACACAUUCUCGACUAA
Cherax quadricarinatus is the source of this 1296-nucleotide messenger RNA. The record is from RefSeq and is a predicted model, not a curated record. Lineage: Eukaryota; Metazoa; Arthropoda; Malacostraca; Decapoda; Parastacidae.